This is a messenger RNA of Labrus mixtus (cuckoo wrasse), 3378 nucleotides long. RefSeq names its product septin-5-like. The transcript has 12 exons. NCBI's taxonomy places the organism in Eukaryota, Metazoa, Chordata, Actinopteri, Labriformes, Labridae. Bases 230 to 1339 code for a protein of 369 amino acids. Gene Ontology annotation, biological process: regulation of exocytosis; cytoskeleton-dependent cytokinesis. Gene Ontology annotation, cellular component: microtubule cytoskeleton; synaptic vesicle; cell division site. The record is from RefSeq and is a predicted model, not a curated record. Gene Ontology annotation, molecular function: molecular adaptor activity; GTPase activity; GTP binding.
ACACAAUAAAGAGUGGAUCAGUGUGCAUGCAUGAAGACGUGUCUGGAUGUGAAGGAAACGGCGACUACGUCUAAAAACAUCCUCGGCACGUUGGCGCUCUGUUUGGACCCUCUCUGUUGCCGUAGCGGUGAAUUAUUAUUUUAUAUUGAGCAGCGUAAAUUGGAGCGGCUGGAGACCCCGCCCCUCUCAUCCGGUGUUCGGACGCAUUUCCCACCAACUGUGUGCAGAGAUGACGGCCAACAGCAGGUACAGGAGCCGCGCGCCCCGCUCAGAGGAUGCAGAGGAAAAAGAUUAUGUCGGCUUUGCAACGCUGCCCAACCAGGUGCACAGGAAGUCGGUGAAAAAAGGAUUCGACUUCACCCUCAUGGUGGCAGGGGAGUCCGGUCUGGGUAAAUCCACUCUGGUGAACAGCCUCUUCCUCACUGACCUGCACAAAGACAGGAAGCUGCUCAAUGCAGAGGAGCGGAUCAGUCAGACGGUGGAGAUCACGAAGCACACGGUGGACAUCGAGGAGAAGGGCGUGAAGCUGAAACUCACCAUCCUGGACACGCCGGGAUUUGGAGACGCUGUGAACAACAACGAGUGCUGGCGCGCCGUCACAGACUACAUCAACCAGCAGUUUGAACAAUACUUCAGAGACGAGAGCGGGCUGAACAGAAAGAACAUCCAGGACAACAGAGUGCACUGCUGCCUGUACUUCAUCCCUCCGUUUGGACACGGGCUCCGCCCCGUCGACAUCGAGUUCAUGAAGGUGCUGCAGGACAAAGUGAACGUGGUUCCUCUCAUCUCGAAGGCCGACUGCCUCACUCCGACCGAGAUCAAGAAGCUCAAAGAGCGGCUGAGGGAGGAGAUCGAUAAAUGCGGGUUAAAGGUCUACCAGUUCCCUGACUGUGACUCUGAUGAGGAUGAGGAGUUUAAGCGUCAGGAUAAAGAGCUGAAGGAGAGCACGCCGUUCGCUGUCAUCGGCAGUAACACGGUGGUGGAGGCUCGAGGUCAGCGAGUGAGAGGGAGGCUCUACCCGUGGGGGAUCGUGGAGGUGGAGAACCCGUCGCACUGCGACUUUGUGAAGCUGAGGACCAUGCUGAUCAGAACCCACAUGCACGACCUGAAGGACAUCACCGGAGACUGUCACUACGAGAACUACAGGUCCCAGUGCAUCCAGACCAUGACCAGUAAGAUGAACGCAGAUAAGCGAGUGGAGAGUCCCAUCCCCAUCCUGCCUCUGUCCACACCGGACGUGGAGACGGAGAAACUCAUCAAACUGAAGGAUGACGAACUGAGGAGGAUGCAGCAGAUGCUCCAGAAGAUGCAGCAGCAGAUGCACGAGCAGAACCUGUGACCUCGGACGACGUUGCAUCUGUGAUCGUUUAUUCAGGAGACACAAUCGACCACAGGCUCAAAGCUUUUCUAAAUCCAUCCCUGCAGGAGACGUUGGGAGGAAAUAGUUGCCAGAAUCUUAAAAUAAUACUCACAUAGUAAUAAUCAUCGACUGACAGCAUGCUGGAAGAUGAAUUCUCACCUAAUUUAAAUGUUUCUUUUUUUGCAUUUGUUUUUUAUACAGUCUUUAGCCAAGUGAGUUGUAGUUAGGCAAUAGAGAGUAGUUAGCACUUUGUUACCUUUAAACCACAGCAGACUUGAAAUGCUGAGUGAGACUGAAGCACCUUAGCCUCUGUUCCUUUGAGUAGACGAUGCACUGACCGUGUGAACACCUGCUGUGUGUGUGAGGAGUUUUGUUAUUUUAUUUUAUUUUUUUUUUUUUAUUUUACAGGGACAUUGCAUAUUAAUAGACAUUUCAGUAAAUAUGCCAGAGUUAGCCAAAAGGCUCAUUUUCAUCUGUUGUCCCUGGCCAGAUUUUAUAAAAGGCUCCCUAAAAAAAAAAAAUUCAAACAUUGCUAAAAGUUACAAAAAUAGAAAUAUCAUGACAGUAAUUAAGCAGCCACAGGAGAAAAUACAUAAAGCAUGCAGGAUACACAUAAAGCAGCAUUUGGUUAAUAUAAAAAAUGUAUCUCAUUCAGGACAGACGUGGAGCAGACAUAACAAUGUACCAAAAAAAAAGCCCCCCAAAAAAAGGGAUGCACGAGCUGAGAAUGUCCCUGAUGGUUUGCAACUUUUGAUUUCAGUAGCGUUUGCAAACACUUGAAGACGUGUGUGUGUGUGUGUGUGUGUGUGUGUGGACGGUUCAAAUGAGUUUCAGUGAGUUCACUUAAGAGACUGAAGCUCGAUUUGAGAUCUUUUAAAGACGCUAAACCAGAGUACAGCUGCUCAGUGCUAAUGGUCAUAGCAUAUGUCGCUAAAAGUCGUGCUAAUGAGCCGUGCAUAAAGACUUUCAUGAACUGAGACCAACAUUUAAAAAAAAACAACCAAUCAGAGCGCUCAUACUCGCUGCUGAAUUCCACCAGAUCGCCUGUCCGGUCCGUCCCAGCUCCGUCGGUCCGGACUCGUCUGCAGCAGAUACACAAGGAUUCUAGUUUUGCCGGAUUCCGGAGCACAGCGCAUCGAUUUACCACAGAGCAGAUUGAGCGGGACAGGAAGUCAGACACCGAAACUAAAAACAAACAACAAGACAAAUUCAAGCAAGUCCCCUCUUCUAGAACUCCUCCAGAACAAUGACCUUGUUAGGAGCGGAGGUGACACUCACAUCUGGUGGAAGCUAACAGUUAGCUACUUCCUGAGCUACAAACCAUCAGCCUCUUUAAAGUGCUGCUGAGUGAAUGUUUGUGCACAUGCUAACGUCUUACGAGAGAGAGUGAGUCAGCAUGUUCUUCUGCAAAAACAUAACUGACAAUCUCAUUCUUAAAUGAAACCUUUAAUCAUGAAUUAGCUGAAAGAAAACCCCACAGCGAACAGACACUAAAGCCAUCACAGGAAGAGUUCAUGUGAAAACAAUCCUACAUAUGCUACGUAUGCUACGUAUGCUACAUGUUUGCUACACGUAUGCAACACGUAAGCUACGUAUGCUACACGUAUGCUAUGUAUGCUACACGUAAGCUACGUAUGCUACGUAUGCUACAUAUGCUACAUGUUUGCUACACGUAUGCUACACGUAUGCUACACAUAUGCUACACGUAUGCUAUGUAUGCUACACAUAGGCUACGUAUGCUACGCUAGUUCAGUGUUCAAAGUGUGUUUGAAUUGGUGUGCAUGAUAUGUAAGAAUAUUUUUCUCCAUCUCUCAGCUGUUACAGAUCGUACAGAUAACACACACACACACACACACACACACACCUGCACAGAGUAGGAUCCAUAUCAGCCUUAACAAUAAUCAAUCUGAGUAAUAAUAAGUUAUUUUGUGAAGCCGUGUUUCUGAGUGUUGUACAGUCAAACAAGAACAAGAAAUAAUAAUGAGUUCAUAAUGUAAUAAAACGACUGUUUUCAUCUG